AGCAGCUGAUCAUCACCGAGGACAAGAUCACGACCGACGGCUUCUCGGUGUGUUGCGCUAAUCCUGCACGGAAAACAGCCAUUUCUGCUCCGCUACGGACACAGACAGACACCCGGAGACCACAGAGGACGUGUCUGGUUUUAUCUGAGACAACCCGAGGACUAGAACCCCCCCCCGAGAGAAGACAAGAUGUCCGGAAAGGACAGGAUCGACGUGUUCCCCUCUAGGAUGGUUCAGACCAUCAUGAAAGCUCGGCUGAAAGGGGCGCAGACCGGACGCAACCUGCUCAAGAAGAAAGCCGACGCCCUCUCCAUGCGCUUCCGUCAGAUCCUUCGCAAGAUUAUUGAGACCAAGACCAAGAUGGGGGAGGUGAUGAGAGAGGCGGCCUUUUCUUUGGCUGAAGCCAAAUUUGCAGCUGGAGACUUCAGCACAACUGUAAUCCAGAACGUCAACAAAGCCCAAGUGAAGGUCCGAGCCAAGAGAGACAACGUGGCAGGCGUCACCUUGCCGGUGUUUGAGCACUACCAGGAAGGCGGCGACAGUUAUGAACUGACCGGUCUGGCCAGAGGAGGAGAGCAGGUCUCCAGGUUGAAGAGGAACUACGCCAGAGCUGUGGAGCUGCUGGUGGAGCUGGCCUCCUUACAGACAUCCUUUGUCACUCUUGACGAAGCCAUAAAAAUCACCAACCGCCGAGUGAAUGCUAUCGAGCACGUGAUUAUUCCAAGGAUUGAGCGCACCCUCACCUACAUCAUCACAGAGCUGGACGAGAGAGAGCGAGAGGAGUUCUACAGGCUGAAAAAGAUCCAAGAGAAGAAGAAGCAGCUCAGGGAAAGGACGGAACUGGAGAUCGCGGCGCGCCUGGCUAAGCUGGGUCCCAUCGCGGAGCCCAGCAACAUGCUGAUGGAGGAGAUGGACGAGGACAUGCUGUUCGAGUGACGCGUCCUCUCCCGGGCUGACGAGUCGCAGACAUCGCUCCAAUCAUCCUAUUUAUUCCGUGCCUCUCCGGCCACGUCUAUGUCUUAUCUUGCAAAUCGAUGAAAGCGGUUUUAUUUGUCGUUGUCGUUGAUGAUCUGUUCUGUCGUUUCGGUGCUGGAAGGUGUGUGAGCGUGUGUGUGUGUUUCCAGAUGUGUCAAUGUACAGAACCAGUGUUGUCGCACUUGAGGGAUCGGUAAUGAAAUAAUUUAAAUAAUAAUAAUCAUGUGUGUUUGAACGUGGUUUGUAAGCAACAUUAACAAGCAUCCCCAGGGUUUGGUCGACUUGUGGAUACUUUGCGCUCGGAGCCGUUGCAUGCUGUACAAGCUCAAAGGUGGUUGUAGAUUUCAAGGCGUGUGUGAGUCUGUGUUGUGGAGGUGCGUCCCACUGCUG
Molecule: messenger RNA, 1365 nt
Organism: Limanda limanda (common dab)
Lineage: Eukaryota; Metazoa; Chordata; Actinopteri; Pleuronectiformes; Pleuronectidae
Gene: atp6v1d
Product: ATPase H+ transporting V1 subunit D
Exons: 9
Coding region: 190-936 (248 amino acids)
Cellular component (GO): proton-transporting V-type ATPase complex
Molecular function (GO): proton-transporting ATPase activity, rotational mechanism
Source: RefSeq, a predicted model, not a curated record